AUGGCUGAGAAACAGGCGCAGCCAGCGGAAACUGGUAUGCUCUGGGGUGGCAGGUUCACAGGUGCAAUUGACCCUCUCAUGCACAAGUACAAUGCCUCCAUUGGGUACGACAAGGCUCUUUAUAGAGAAGAUAUUCUAGGAUCGAUUGCUUUUGCUAGAGCGAACCUCAAGAUUGGCAUUCUUACCGAAACCGAAUUCCAGGCGAUUGAGCAGGGUCUGCUCAAGGUGAUGGAAGAAUGGAAGUCAGGAGCUUUUGCUAUCAUGCCCAAUGACGAAGAUAUCCAUACAGCGAACGAACGUCGCCUAGGAGAAAUCAUUGGCAAGGAUACCGCUGGCAAGCUGCACACAGGCCGUAGCCGUAAUGAGCAAGUCGUCUGUGACAUGCGCAUGUGGCUUCGCGAUAGGAUCCGUGAGAUUGACAGCCAGCUUGUUGCCUUUCUUAUGGUCCUCGCCUCGCGUGCUGAGUCUGAAAUUGACUAUCUGAUGCCUGGAUACACUCACAUGCAGCGCGCCCAGCCUGUUAGAUGGAGUCACUGGCUGAUGUCAUAUGCUGCUGCGUUUAAGCAGGAUCUUGAGCGGCUACGCCAAGUCUUUGAACGGGUAAAUCUAAGUCCACUUGGCUGUGGUGCUUUAGCUGGCAAUGCGUUCAAGAUUGAUCGGGAUGCCAUAGCUGAGGAGCUUGGGUUUAGCGGAAUAACCAUGAACUCUAUGAAUACCUCAGGUGACCGCGAUUUUAUUAUUGAGUUCCUGGUCUGGAACUCGAUGUUCACAAACCACAUUAGCAGGUGGGCUGAGGAUCUCAUUAAUUGGUCGACCUCAGAAUUCCGGUUCCUACGACUGGCCGACGCUUAUAGCACAGGCUCGUCCCUGAUGCCCAACAAGCAUAAUCCAGAUUCUUGCGAGCUUCUACGUGGCAAGGCCGGACGUGCCUUUGGGCAAAUGGCUGGGUUGAUGAUGAAUACGAAAGGCUUGCCAUCGACCUACAACAAGGACCUGCAGGAAGGGUGGCUCCCAAUGCUUGAUUCUGUUCAGACUGUGUCAGACAGCCUUGGCAUUGCCAAUGGCGUUAUUUCUACCUUGAAGGUACUUCCAGAGCGGAUGCUAGCUGCUCUGGAUAAGACAAUGCUUGCCACUGAUGUUGCAGAGUGGUUAGUCAGGAACGGAUGUCCGUUCAGAGAGGCUCAUCAUAUCUCUGGACGUGUUGUUGCACUAUCUGAGAAGCUUGAGAUUUCGAUGGAUCAGAUAAGCCUUGAACAACUACAAGCUAUUGAUUCUCGGUUUACAGCAGAUAUUGUGGAGGCUUUCGACUAUGAAGCAAGUGUCGAUGCAAAAUCAUCUAAAGGUGGCACCAGUCGAUCAAGCGUUCUGGAACAAAUCCAGGCGAUCAGGGCUUUGUCGGAGUAG
Messenger RNA from Fusarium subglutinans, 1404 nucleotides. Its product is annotated as argininosuccinate lyase. Bases 1 to 1404 code for a protein of 467 amino acids. Gene Ontology annotation, molecular function: argininosuccinate lyase activity. The transcript is spliced from 6 exons. The record is from RefSeq and is a predicted model, not a curated record. Lineage: Eukaryota; Fungi; Ascomycota; Sordariomycetes; Hypocreales; Nectriaceae. Gene Ontology annotation, cellular component: cytosol.